Prunus armeniaca (apricot) is the source of this 198-nucleotide messenger RNA. NCBI's taxonomy places the organism in Eukaryota, Viridiplantae, Streptophyta, Magnoliopsida, Rosales, Rosaceae. The record is from the annotation of a GenBank genome assembly.
AUGGCUCAAACUACCCUCAAGAUUUCUCUGAGGAAGAGAUUCGAUGGGAUGCUAUUCGGGGACUUGGCAGAACUGGCAGACAAGGUGUCUAAAUAUGAGGAACUGCUUAGGGAAGAACAACAGAAGAGAAACUCCUCAAAAGGCACAUAUUACAAGACACAAUCUUCCUCAAUACAUUUGAUUGAAGUUGAGACAUAA